CAGCAUUACAACAACUAAAAACAUAACCUUAAUUUAAUAAAAAGCCGGCGAGAAUUUAAUAUUCAGCACGUUGUUAUUAUAUUUUCAUAAAGAUGCCACGUAAAAAGACCAAAGCAACAAAAAGAAUUCAACCCAGCCUAGACGCUUCAGACGCAAACCACACAACAGCGGAAAGUUCUGAAGCCCCACCUGCGACGACUAUUUACGAUUUUACCGCCAAGACCCUUGAAGGCGAAGAAAUUUCAUUAGAAAAGUACAAAGGACACGUUUGCAUUAUAGUAAAUGUUGCAUCAAAAUGUGGACAUACAAAAUCAAAUUAUGAACAGUUUGUUGAACUGUAUGACAAGUAUUCAGAAGAGAAAGGAGUGCGAAUUUUGGCGUUUCCUUGUAAUCAGUUUGGGGGACAGGAACCUGGCGACUCUGAAAAAAUCUCCGAAUUUGCUAAAUCCCGAAAUGUUAAGUUUGACAUGUUUGAAAAAAUUAAGGUUAAUGGCAAGGAUGCUCAUCCAUUGUGGAAAUUUUUGAAGGAAAAAAUCCCCAGUCCUAAAGGAAAAGACAUCAAGUGGAAUUUCACCAAGUUUAUUGUCAAUGAUGAAGGGGUUCCUGUAGAAAGACAUGCUUCUAGUGUUAAACCUCUCACUCUUCUAGAAUCUCUUCAGAAGCUGUGGUAGUUUAUUAUUAUAUUUUCUGUAACUACUUAAUAAUAAAAAAAUUGUGUUUUUUGGUACAA
Messenger RNA from Tribolium madens (black flour beetle), 730 nucleotides. RefSeq names its product probable phospholipid hydroperoxide glutathione peroxidase. Gene Ontology annotation, biological process: response to oxidative stress. The record is from RefSeq and is a predicted model, not a curated record. Gene Ontology annotation, molecular function: glutathione peroxidase activity. The transcript is spliced from 2 exons. NCBI's taxonomy places the organism in Eukaryota, Metazoa, Arthropoda, Insecta, Coleoptera, Tenebrionidae. Bases 93 to 671 code for a protein of 192 amino acids.